AUGCAACAAGGUGGUAUAAAUUGUAUAAUUUUGGACAGUGGCGGAGCCAGCGUCCGGCCAGGUAGGGCAGCUGCCCAGGCUCCGCCCGACCAUGCUUCACCAUCUCGCGAUGGAGAUCUUCUAUUCUAUGGCCAUCUUCCGAAACAGAUACACACCGCAACACCACUCUUGCCUUUCCGGUUUCCGUUCAAUCAAUUAUCGGUGAGCAUCACCUUCCUCCGCCGAUUCUUUCUUCUUCUUGCUUCUGUUUCAAUUCAUAUCUCCAGCUCAACUGACUCGAUAGAUCCAGUGAUGAAAUUGAAUGGUAUUAUUCAAUCGUUUUCGGCUGCGAUUUGGCGUACUCACUUACCUGAACCUGAAGGAUCAGUGGCGAAUAGAGGUUCUGUAAAUGAUGUAGCAACUGAUAAUGAACCUGAAUCUCCGUUGCCGGUCCAAAACAAACCUCCUGAGCAGAUAACUAUACCAAAGCCGGAUGCAAAACAAGAGAGCGAAUCCGAAAAGGAACCUGAAAAGGAAAAGAAGAAAGAAAGGAAACCUUCUGUGAAGAGAAGUUCUAGUGCUGGACUUCGUGUUGAUUCAGUGUUGCAGAGGGAAACUGGUAAUUUCAAGGACUAUUUUAGUCUAGGGGAAAAACUCGGACAAGAGGAAGAUGUUGAGGAUGUGAGAAGAGAAAUUCAGAUAAUGCACCAUUUGGCUGGACAUCGUAAUGUUAUAUCCAUCAAAGGUGCUGAUGAGGAUGCAGUGGUUGUUCAUGUUGUGAUGGAAUUGUGUGCAGGUGGUGAGCUUUUUGAUCGGAUUAUUCAGCGUGGACAUUAUACCGAAAGAAAGGCUGCUGAACUUAUCAGGACUAUUGUUGGGGUUGUUGAAGCUUGUCAUUCUCUUGGUGUCAUGCAUAAAGACCUUAAACCUGAGAAUUUUCUAUUCGUCAAUCAGCAAGAAGAUUCGCUACUCAAAACUAUUGACUUUGGAUUGUCCGUGUUCUUUAAGCCAGGUCAUACAUUUAUCGAUGUGGUUGGUAGUCCAUAUUAUGUUGCCCCAGAAGUUUUGAAAAAACGUUACGGUCCUGAAGCAGAUGUUUGGAGUGCUGGUGUUAUCCUUUACAUUCUUUUGAGUGGAGUACCUCCAUUUUGGGCUGAAAACGAACAAGGCAUAUUCGAACAGGUUUUUCACGGUGAUCUUGACUUCGCUUCAGAUCCAUGGCCUGCAAUUUCUGAAAGUGCAAAAGAUUUAGUAAGGAAAAUGCUUGUUCGUGACCCUAGAAGACGGAUGACUGCGUAUCAAGUAUUAUGUCAUCCUUGGGUUCAAGUUGAUGGUGUAGCUCCUGACAAACCACUUGAUUCCGCCGUAUUAAGUCGCUUGAAGCAAUUUUCUGCUAUGAACAAGCUUAAGAAAAUGGCUCUUAUAGUCAUUGCAGAGAGCUUAUCAGAAGAAGAAUUAGCUGGCUUAAAAGAAAUGUUCAAGAUGUUAGACACAGAUAACAGCGGUCAAAUUACUUUUGAAGAACUUAAAGUCGGUUUGAAAAAAGUUGGUGCAAAUCUUAAGGAGUCUGAAAUUUAUGAUUUAAUGCAAGCGGCUGAUAUAGAUAACAGUUGA
Vicia faba (fava bean) is the source of this 1593-nucleotide messenger RNA. The record is from the annotation of a GenBank genome assembly. Lineage: Eukaryota; Viridiplantae; Streptophyta; Magnoliopsida; Fabales; Fabaceae.